Molecule: messenger RNA, 1433 nt
Organism: Colletotrichum godetiae
Lineage: Eukaryota; Fungi; Ascomycota; Sordariomycetes; Glomerellales; Glomerellaceae
Exons: 4
Coding region: 370-993 (207 amino acids)
Cellular component (GO): cytoplasm
Molecular function (GO): oxidoreductase activity, acting on the CH-OH group of donors, NAD or NADP as acceptor
Source: RefSeq, a predicted model, not a curated record
UAAUCUCUAUACUUUACACAUGCCAAAUCCGAAUGAACAGGUGGGGUUUCUGAAUCGACGGUCACCCCCACGCCACCCCCAAGUGACCCCUCAAGUCACUUGCCAACCCGGCAACAUCCAGUCCCUUUCGAGUAACUACAGGUUGAAUGGUGACGCCAGGUGAAGGUACCCGUCCAUGGGCAACAUAUCCAUCCACUGCAGAGUCGAGUGGACGAGGGGUGACAUUAAUGCCCCGUCUAGGACACCUCGGCACCGAUAUCAGGUUGCUUAACCAUCACAGGUGCCCGGUAUCCCCACGAGUGUGAAGCGUUCAUUUCGUCCGGAUCUCACUCAACACCUCAGCUCCAUCAACAAAACCCCGGCGGCAUCAUGUCCUUGUCAGUGGCGGGAAAGUACGCAGUCAUCACCGGCGCGGGAUCAGGCAUAAACCUCGCCUUUGCAAGAUUACUCUUAGAGAAUGAUUGCUCCGUCAUGAUAGGCGAUCUCGCGCUCCGCCCCGAAGCACAACAGCUCCUCACGCACUACCCUCACUCCCAGCAGCCCAACGGCAACAACACCAACACCAACCGCCCCUCGGCCCUCUUCCAAAAAAAAAAAAAAAAAAAAACUUCCUUCUGGCACCCUCCCAAAACGCCCUCAAACCCGGACAGUGAAUCGAGAGACGCGGCGGACGCGGAGCCGGGGACGUAUGCUGUCCUCGACGUGAACUUGACGCAUCCGACCCGACUGAGCCAGCUUGCGAUCGGGUACUGGACGCAGGAGGGGAGAAGCGGGUGUUUGGUGCACGUGAGCAGUAUCGCGGGCCAUGCGGCGGGGAUCGGGUCGCCGUUGUAUGUUGCUAGUAAGCACGGGUUGCACAGGUUUGUGCGGUGUAUGGCCGGGAUGAGGGAUCGGCUGGGGAUUCGGUGUAGUGAUAUUGCAGACCCCAAUGUGGCUGGAGGACCCGGGGAAGAAGCACAUGACGCAGGGCGAGGGCGUCGAGCUGUUCCUUGAGCCGGAGGAGGUUGGAGGGCUAUGCUUGAGCUUUGCGAGAGUCCGUAGUAUGGCGAUGGGACGAUCUUGGAGGUUUCCAAGGGAGCUACGCGUAUUGUGCCUCUUUUCCGUGCUGAGCCGCCUAGUGGAGUUGGUGUUGUGUUGCCCAGGCUGGCUGAGAAUGCUGAGAAGGUCUGGAAGAAGCUUGAGGGUCCGGGAUUGAAGAUUUAGUAUGCCUCAGAUGAACGGUAGCCAGGAGUUAUAAAUUCAAGAUCGACAUUCAUUUCAUUAUUUACCUCUUCAACGCUUCAUUGAGUCUCGGGAGAUAUGCACAAGACAUUAGUCGAGGGCUUUCUUCAGUGUGUUGUUAUUAUAUCUCUAGUAUCAGGUAAGGGAGGCGAAUGACCGACUACAUGAAUAGGCGUGAACGGACGUCCUUGCCUAGUAACGGCCUAUUCUUC